GGCUGAGGAGCCCACGCGGCAGGGGCAUGGCAGUCCUGCUGUUCUGCUUGGCUGCGCUAGCCACCAGCAGCUUCGCGAAGCAGGAGAAAGAGCCAGUGUCCCAGCUGCAAGCUGACUUCACCCUGUUGGACAGGGGCUCAGGCCUCAGGGUAGAGGUGUUCUGUCAGGCAUCCUCGGGCAGCCCACCCAUCACCUACAGACUGGUCAGGAGGAACGGGCACAUCCACAUGCAGCAGACUCAGAGCCCAGGGCAGCCAGCCAACUUCUCCUUUCCACUGAGCCAGACGUCGGACUGGUUCCGGUGCCAGGCUGAAAACGACAUCAGCGUCCAGCACACUACCUUCACACUGGUGCCCCCAGGAGAGCUGCCCCAGGUACCCACCUUCGUGCUGGCUGGCUGCCUCAUCUCCAUCAUAGCCAUCUUCUCUUGGAAACUGAGCUGGACCAAGCAGAUCAGAUGCUAAAACCCACCACCAGAUGGAAGAAAUUAACUACUUGAUGAUCAGGAGCUCGUAGCCCAGGGGCCUUCUGGUGCCCAAGGGUUGAAAAUGUUAACCUCUGUGACACCAACCGAUCAGAGAACUGAUCACAUACCCUGCGACUCCCCUCCCUCACCUGGCCUAUAAAAGUGCUUUGCUCAAAGCCUUCGAGUAGUUCGGAAUUUGGGGGGGCGUGAGUGCCCCCACCCCGUUCUCCUUGCAUGGCCCCGCAAUAAAACUUUCUCUGCUCCAA
Messenger RNA from Kogia breviceps (pygmy sperm whale), 732 nucleotides. It is a transcript of the gene C19H17orf99, whose product is annotated as chromosome 19 C17orf99 homolog. The record is from RefSeq and is a predicted model, not a curated record. NCBI's taxonomy places the organism in Eukaryota, Metazoa, Chordata, Mammalia, Artiodactyla, Physeteridae.